UAGGGUGCAGCCAUUACUUACUGGGGGAGACGGCAAAUAUGUAGGGGGUGUUCCGGAAGUUCCGUUUCUGUGUACCGGAAGUUGUUAAAGUUAUUAGUUUAUGAUCACCAAUUAUGUAAUAUGUAAUGAGUAAUAGGAUCGCGUAUCAUUGUACCAGGCACGGGAUGAACUCGUGAGAGAGAAAACAGAUUGUAAGAGAGAUUGAGAGCUGAUUCGAACAAAGGGAGAAGAAAGUCGGAGAUCGUGAUAACCGAGUGUUGUUUGGUUCGAAACAUUACCAACACAUGGUCCUUCGAGCCGGAAAGAAGAUGAGUGGGCAGUUAUUCCUGAUAAAGAAAGUGCGUGGAGCUCAUAGAGGAGCAGCAACAAAGUUGAUUAGAAAGGUAAAUGAGAUCUUGGAUCUUAAAAAACACAGCGAAGAUGAGAAGUUAGCGAUCCGCCAGCACCGAGACAGCGCCAAAGAAAAGGCAGAGACCCUUCGCGCACUAGACGAUGAGGUCGGCGGAGAAAGAAGAUACCGAAGAGCUCGAGGCAAUCAUAACGGAGGGCGAUGAGAUGCAGGCGAGACUGCACGAGGUUAUCCACAGGAUGGAGGGGUUAAUGGCACUGUGGGAUCAACCCGCAUCCCCAGCGAUCAGCCCGCCUAGCUUGCCUAGCUCACCGGCAAGGUCUUCUACCUCGACUUAGGCGAGAGUGAGGGCAAGGCUACCUAAGCUUGAAGUGCCGAAAUUUGGUGGCAAAAUACAAGAAUGGCCGGAAUUAUGGGACUCCUUUGAGAGCGCAAUUGAUAGCAAUGAGGCGCUCGCGGACGUAGAUAAGUUCGCUUAUCUAAAGGGGUUACUGGUAGAAGAGGCGAAACAGACCAUUGCUGGUUUCGCGAUGACCGCGGCAAACUACUGCGCUGCUAUCGAAAUACUUUGCAAGCGAUAUGGCAAAACCGGUCGCACAUUAACGACCUACUUAACCUGUCGCCUGUUUUUAACGAUGGGGACUUAACGAGGCUGAGGCGGUUCUACGAUGUAGCGGAGACGCAUUUCCGAGGGCUAGAUGCUCUUAAUGUAAAUGAAACAAGUUAUUCGGGGAUCUUGGUACCGUCCCUGCUUUUAAGAAGUUGCCGAACUCGUCCUGGUUCACAAUCACUCGUGGAUACCAAGACUUCAUGUCAUGGAGUAUGGAAAGACUGUUGGCUGAGAUACGAGCGGAGGUAGAGCUGAGAGAAGAGCACAAGCCGAUUUCUUCUGGGGCAAGUAAUAAGAAACCACAAGACGGUAUGCAAAGGCAAACAAGCGGGAGCGCAUUAUUUGUUGAAGCUAAUGGACAGGGGACGUGUGUUUAUUGUCUUGGAAAACACAAGUCAGAGAACUGUGAGAAAUUCAAGUCACCGGGAGAGCGAACGAAGAUCUUGGUCAAGCUAGUGGCCAAACAGAAACGCCACAGCAGGAACGGGGGGAGAGCGAGCAAGCGGGAGAAGCUAGUUCACAUCACGUAACUUCGGGGUUUGCGGAGAGUUUUCAUGUUGGCUCUGGUACGCGCAUAGCUUUACAAACAGCGCAGGGCAUUGUUAGCUGGGAAGGGGGCGUAUCAGCUAGGACAAGGUUUUUGUUUGACGCCGGAAGUCAUCGCUCAUUCAUCACGGCGUCGGCAGCGCGCAAAGCCAAACUUUCUGUCGUUAGGCGUGAAUGGCUUUGUAUUAACGCGUUUGGUCAGCGCGACCAGAAAGGCACGCUCAGAGAGGUGGUAGAGUUUAAUGUAAGUCCUGUAAAUGGAGGUGCUAGCAUUAAUGUGCAGGCGUUCGUAGUGCCAGAGAUUUCCAGCAUACCCAAUGGUCAUGUAGAGUUAGCUAGAGAUCGGUUUCCGCAUCUCAAAGGUUUAUGGUUCUCAGAUGUGAAUAGGAAUGAGGAAAGACUAGAAAUAGAGAUUUUAGUUGGAGAGGAUUAUCUUUGGCAUUUUCAGAAAGGACGAGUAAUUCGAGGCAAAGUAGAGGAACCCGUCGCCAUAGAGACAGAGUUAGGAUGGGUAUUGUCAGGCCCUAUGACAGUAGAUAGUGAAUGUGUAGAGAAUGUACAGAUAGUACAGUCUAAUUUGUUAGUCCAAGACCGGUCAGCAGAGCAAUCAGACAGUUUGGAGAGUGAGAUAGCGAGACUGUGGGAUUUAGAGACUCUAGGUUUUAGAGAGACACAGGGAGUACAGGAAGAAUUUCUGGAUAACAUUUGUUUCAAUGGAGAGAGGUAUUCGGUUAAGUUACCAUGGAAGGUCAACCACAGAUCGUUACCUACUAAUUACGAAAACAGCCUAGGACGCCUUCAUGGCACAAUGAAAAAGCUAAGGCAAGAGCCAGAAGUGCUAGACCAGUACGAGGCAGUAAUCAAGGGUCAGUUAGAGUCGGGAGUGAUAGAGCCGGUUCAUGCGUUAGAAGAUGGUAACAAGAUCCAUUACUUACCACAUAGAGCGGUAGUGCGUAGGAAUGUUGCUACUAGUACACCGGUAAGAGUGAUCUAUGAUGCGUCGGCGAAGACAGGUAAAAGGGGCCUGUCGCUCAACGACUGUUUACACGUUGGACCGUCUCUCAACCCCCUCCUAUUUAAUGUGUUGCUGAGAUUUCGUCUCCACAGGGUAGCCCUUAUAGCAGAUAUCGAAAAGGCUUUCUUGAAUAUCGAGGUAGACCCUGGAGACCGAGAUUGUUUACGAUUCCUUUUCCCAGAGGACCCGAGAAGGGAGGAUUCCGUAAUCAAGGUAUACCGGUUUUGUAGAGUAGUGUUUGGUUUGAACGCCUCGCCAUUUCUAUUGAAUGGAACCUUGAGGCACCACCUCUUGAAGUUUAAAGAGAUAGAUCCUGAGUUUGUAGAGAUGUUAGUCGACAGUUUUUAUGUAGAUGACUUAGUGACAGGGAGUAACACCCCGGAAGAGGCGUAUGAAUUAUACGUGAAGUCCAAGUCGAGAUUGGCAGAAGGUGGGUUUAACCUGCGCAAGUGGCAGACUAACGAUAGCGAGCUCAGAGGUAGGUUGGAUGUAGGCGAAGGGAGAUGUAUGCCAGGUAGUCAAGAAGGUGUGGCGCGUGGUAAGACUAGCCAAGGCGUGGCCAGCGACUGGGAUAUUCAGAAGGUAUUAGGCCUACCCUGGAAUAGCAGUAGUGACACUAUAGGACUCACAUUUGGCCACCUGUAUGAUAAGGCGCAACAGUCGCCAGCGACGAAGAGAAAUGUGCUCAGUGUUCUUGCAGGUAUGUUCGAUCCCCUAGGAAUAGUAAGCCCAGUAACUGUAGCUGCAAGAAUCCUUUUUAAGACCCUGUGUAGAAUUACCGAGUUAACCUGGGACGAGGAAUUGACUGGAGAGGUAAGGAAAGAGUGGGAGGCCUAGGUUAAAGACCUGGGAACUUUGAUGAGUGUUGAAGUACCUCGGUGCGUAAUGGACACGUCCGACCGUAAGGUGCAGAUUCACGGGUUUGCUGAUGCAAGUCGUAAGGCGUACUGUGCCGUCGUAUACCUCGUAUACGACGUUAGGGGAGAGAGGCAAGUAAGGUUACUUUGCAGCAAGACUAGAGUGGCCCCCCUUAAGGAGAUGACAAUCCCCAGGUUAGAGCUAAUGGCCGCGUUAAUCCUUGCCCGUCUAGUCAGCCAUGUUAAAGAAGCACUAGGCACACUCAUUGAAGUAGAAAGGGAGGUGUACUGGUCAGAUAGAAAAACAGUGUUAUACUGGUUGGCGAACAAAGGUGAGUGGAAACAGUUCGUUAAACACAGAGUAGAUGAAAUUUUGCAGCUGACUAGGAACGGUGAGUGGAGGCAUUGCCCGGGAGAACAGAACCCGGUCGACAUUGGGUCACGGGGUGCACUCGCCUGCAAACUCAAGAGUAGUGCACUGUUGUGGAAUGGCCCACACUGGCUGACUGGUCACGAACAGGGAUGGCCAGCAUUACAGAUCCAGAGAACGCCAGCUGGGGCGGAAGAGGAGAAGGGCACUGUAAGUAUGGUGGUCAACACCAGAGUACGAAGAGUGACAUAUCUAGUGUAAUCAACCCUAACAAUUUCAAUAAUUGUAGCAAGUUGUUCAAGGUAACAGCGUAUGUUCGGAGAUUCAUGCACAAUGUUAGGGCAGAGAAAGUAGAAGACAGGAUGACAGGCAGGUUAUCUAGAGAGGAGAUGACGAACGCAGAGCUAGAGUGCACAAAGUGAGCACAAGUAGACUUGACGCAACAAGCGACGUUUAAUCAGGUGACCAAGCAGCUAGAUUUAGUAGAAGAGACAGGCUUACUUAGAUGCAGAGGGAGACUGGGUAGUUCCGAGCUUCCGACAGACGCUAGAAUGCCCAUAGUAUUACCGAGAGAUCACAAGCUGACAGAGCUGGUUAAACCAGACUGCCUAUAGUAUUACCGAGAGAUCACAGGCUGACAGAGCUGGUUAUACUAGACUGCCCAUAGUAUUACCGAGAGAUCACAGGCUGACAGAGCUGGUUAUACUAGACUGCCCAUAGUAUUACCGAGAGAUCACAGGCUGACAGAGCUGGUUAUACUAGACUGCCAUAGUAAGUUACACCACAGUGGUGUAAGCGGCACCUUAGCGCAGUUGCGGACAAGGUUCUGGGUUCCGAAAGGUCGACAAGUUGUGAAGAAGAUAGUGCAUAGGUGUGUCACGUGUAAGAAGCUAGAAGGCAGGGCAUACGCGCCGCCUCCCGUGGCGGAUUUACCAGGCUUUAGAGUCACGCAGGCAGAGCCAUUCUCCAAAGUAGGAGUAGACUUUGCAGGUCCUCUCUAUUACAAGAGUAGUACAGGCAUGAUGCAGAAUGCGUAUGUGGCACUUUUCUCGUGUUGCGUGACACUAGCAUUGCAUCUCGAUUUAGUGGUAGAUUUAGAGGCUUGUACUUUCAGGAGAUCCCUUAGAAGGUUUGCAGCCAGGAAGGGAGCUCCAACGCUGAUAGUGUCAGACAAUGCGAAAACGUUCAAAGCCGCAGCAAAGGCCCUAAAGGAGCUAUAUGACCACCCGGAGGUACAAGCCUAUUUAAAGGUCAACAGAGUAUCUUGGCAAUUUAACCUAGAGAAGGCUCCAUGGUGGGGUUGGGUUUUACGAGAGAAUGGUAGGAAGCGUCAAGCGGUGUUUGAGGAAGACCUUGGGCGAGGCACGAUUGACCUAUGAUGAGCUAAUUACAGUUUUGGUGGAGGUCGAGAGCACACUGAACGACAGGCCGCUUACAUAUGUGUACGAUGAGGUCGGAGAGGUGGAGCUUAUACCAGCCCAUCUAAUGUAUGGCAGACGACUAAAUAGCUUUCCAGACGAGCUAGUAGAGCCAGACGAUGUAGCAAAUCCAGACCACAACAGUCGGUUUAGGUAUGUAAGUGCUAAACUCUCCCAUUUUUGGAAGAGAUGGAGUAAGGAGUAUCUAGCUAGCUUUCGAGAGUUUCAUCGUAGUAGUCCUGUCAGCUGGCAUAGGGAGACAGUUCAAGUAGGAGAUGUAGUGACAGUGCACGAGGAUGGCAGUAAAAGGAGUCAGUGGAAGAUGGCGACCAUCUCGCCUGGACAGACCAGUCCAGAGACUCUACCCCAUAGAAGUUAGGUGCGCGGACUCGACAGUGAAUCGCAGCGCGUGCGCGGACAGGAGCGUGCAUACCAGAGCCAGGUCCACUCGAGCCGCAGCAUUGCACGCGCAGAAUAGAAUCGCGAUCGGGGCUUUGCUUGACUCCUAAGAGUCAAGGGGGGGGGGGGGGGGGGGUGCCGGAAGUUCCGUUUCUGUGUACCGGAAGUUGUUAAAGUUAUUAGUUUAUGAUCACCAAUUAUGUAAUAUGGAAUGAGUAAUAGGAUCGCGUAUCAUUGUACCAGGCACGGGGUGAACCCGUGAGAGAGAAAACAGAUUGUAAGACAGAUUGUAAGAGAGAUUGAGAGCUGAUUCGAAUAAAGGGAGAAGAAAGUCGGAGAUCGUGAAAA
Messenger RNA from Nematostella vectensis (starlet sea anemone), 5912 nucleotides. RefSeq lists its product as uncharacterized. The coding region runs from base 2032 to 3357 and encodes 441 amino acids. The record is from RefSeq and is a predicted model, not a curated record. Lineage: Eukaryota; Metazoa; Cnidaria; Anthozoa; Actiniaria; Edwardsiidae. The transcript is spliced from 2 exons.